Capra hircus (goat) is the source of this 2121-nucleotide messenger RNA. RefSeq names its product WD repeat domain 73 (gene WDR73). Gene Ontology annotation, molecular function: protein binding. The transcript has 8 exons. The record is from RefSeq and is a predicted model, not a curated record. Gene Ontology annotation, cellular component: spindle pole; cytosol. Gene Ontology annotation, biological process: cytoplasmic microtubule organization. NCBI's taxonomy places the organism in Eukaryota, Metazoa, Chordata, Mammalia, Artiodactyla, Bovidae. The coding region runs from base 283 to 1440 and encodes 385 amino acids.
CUGCAAAUACACGUUCAUAAAACCAGCGUGUAUUUGAUCCCUCAGGCCCCGUCUGGAAUUGACAUCCUGGGAAUCCCUGACUUGACGUCAUUUUUCCAGGAGAGUUUAUCCGGAGAACCUCAGACCGAGCCUGGCAAAGGAACAGCAGGUCUGCGCCUGCGCUAGGGCAUCUCUGGGCCCCGCCCCCAUGUCAAAGCAGGCCGCGCCCACUCCUCGCGAGAAGGCCGUUCGUGCCCAGGAAGAGUCAGAGGCGGAAAUAGAAUACCGGAAGCGACUGUUGCCAUGGAGCCCGCGGAAGACUGGCUGGUGGAGUCCUUGCGCUUGUACCAAGAUUUCCAUGCAUUCGACCUCUCGGGAGCCACUCGAGUGCUUGAAUGGAUUGGUGACAAAGGAAUCUUGGUUGCUGGCUAUGAAAGCCUGAAAAAAAAUGAGAUUCUUCAUCUCAUACUGCCUCUCAGACUUUCUGUGAAAGAAAACCAGGGCUUAUUCCCUGAAAGAGAUUUCAAGGUACAGCAUGGAGGAUUUUCAGACAGGUCUGUCUUUGAUCUGAAGCAUGUGCCAGACACCAGGUUGCUGGUGACCAGUGGCCCUCCCGGGUGUUACCUGCAAGUGUGGCAGCUCACAGAGGAUAGUGACUGCCUUAACAUUCUGGACUUGAGCCUCUCCCACUUCCCGCCAGAUGUCAUCAGAGCUGUCAGCACCAUUGACGUGCACGAGAGCGAGGAGCCUCUUUGGCCCAGGGUGGCCGUUUUCCCAUCGGUGGCACCCGGCAUCCUCCACGGCACGAGGCUCAGCAGCCUGAAGGUGGUGGAUCUGGACUCACAGAAGACCACGUACACCUCAGGUGUCAGUGACGACGAUGUGCUAAGUAGCCUGCAGGUCCUGGACACGGACACCUUCGCCUUCUGCUGCUCCUCAGGCCGCCUGGGGCUGGUGGACACCCGCCAGAAGUGGGCCCCGUCAGAGAACCUCGGCCCUAGCCCUGGGUCCGCUGGAAGGCGGUGGUGUGCAGAAGCUGGGGGCCGGGGCCCUGGGCCCAGCAUUGCCCGCCUCAGCUCAGAUGGGCAGCUCUGUCUUCUCGACCCCCGGGAUCUCUGCCAGCCCGUGAGCUCAGUCCAGUGCCCCGUGUCCAUGCCCAGCCCUGAGCCAGAGCUGCUGCGAGUGACUUGGGCCCCCAGCCUGGACAACUGCUUGGCCAUUUCAGGGUUCGAUGGGACGGUCCAGGUCUAUGAUGUCACGUCUUGGGCUGGAGUGGGGCGCCAAGUGGAACCUCUCUUCACUCACAGAGGUCACAUCUUCCUAGACGACAGUGGGAUGGACCCUGCCCCGCUGGUCACCACCCACACCUGGCAUCCCUACAAACCAAGGACUGUGUUAUCGGCAGCCAGUGACGCCUCUCUGCAUGUGUGGGACUGGGUGGACCCCUGUGCCUCUCGCUGACACCAGCAUCUUUCAGCCCAGGCCCUGGGAAGCUGCUGCGGAGUAAGGAGACAGAUUCAGGCGACCGCAGACGGCCCUGCUACCAGCUGAGUGGCUGAGAGAGAGUUAACCAGCCUGUCAGCCCGCCCCAGUUUCUUUAUUGGUAAAAUGAGGCUGGUAAUAACUACCUGGCAGGGCUGUCGGGAAAGUUAGAAGUAAUACAUUUUAAAAUAACUGCUAGGAUGCAUGGCACAAUAAAUAUUUGGUAACUGCUCUUAGCUCUGGGAGCCCCAUUUCUCCCGAGUGCAGAAUGGCAGUGUUUUACCCUGUCCGUAUUCACAGUAUGGAGAGUCUGAAGAGCUAAUAACUGUAAACAGGUUUUGUGAAGUUUUUUACAGAACUGAAAUGUAUUGUGUUGUGUUAGUUGCUCAGUUGUGUCUGUCUCUUGUGACCCCAAGGACUGUAGCCUCCAGGCUCCUCUAUCCAUGGAAUUCUCCAGACAAGAUACUAGAGUGGGUAGCCAUGCCCUCCUCCAGGGCAUCUUCCCUGAUGCAGGGAUUUAACCCGGGUUGCCUGCAUUGCAGGCAGAUUCUUUACUGUCUGAGCCACCAGGGAAUAGUGGCAAAUAAACAUAAAAAAUGUCAACCCCAGUAGCAAUGAAGGAAAUAGCAAUUUUAAGAUUAAAAAAAUUAUACAAGGGAA